Molecule: messenger RNA, 1855 nt
Organism: Paramecium sonneborni
Lineage: Eukaryota; Ciliophora; Oligohymenophorea; Peniculida; Parameciidae
Source: the annotation of a GenBank genome assembly
AUGGGAGCUUAAUGUUGUACAUUACCAACAAAAUUAACAGUUCAUGAAAUAGAUAUUGACAGUUAAAAAUUAAGAGGAAGUGUUCACACUCACACUAAACGAUCUGUAAUUAAGAAAGAUUAGAAAAGUGAUGAAGAAAUAUUAAAUAAUUAAAAAGAAAACUAUGAGGAUUUCGAAAUUCUUGCUUCAGGUUCGAUAGAUUUAAAAUAGAAUUAAGAUAAGAGUUCUUAUUUAAAUAAAUUAUUUUAGAAUGAAGAAAGCUAGAUAGAAUCAAGUAUAACAGUAUUAUUGAUUUAUCAAAAUAGCAAUUCCAAGAAGUAAAUUUUAAAGAAAGAUAACAAAUUCAUCAGUUGGUUCUAUGAAAUUGGGAGCAGAAGUGUUUGUGAAUCUUAAAUCAGGCAGUAUUCAUAAAUAUUAUGAAACUGGAGAAAUAUUAGGAUAAGGUGCAUAUGGAAAGGUUUGGAAAGUAACACAUAGGAAUACUGGUAAAAUUAAAGUUAUAUAAUUUCAGGUAUGAUAAGAGCGAUGAAAGAACUUAAAAAAAAAUCAAUAAUUAUUGAAGAAUAAUAGAGAUUAUUUGCUGAAAUGAAUAUUUUAAAAAAUUUGGAUCAUCCUCAUAUCGUUAAACUAUAUGAAUUGUAUUAAGAUUAAAAUAAUUAUUAUCUAAUUACAGAAUAUUUAUCAGGUGGGGAAUUGUUCGAUAGAAUAAAAGAAUUUAAUUAUUUUAGCGAAAGAAAAGCAGCUGAAUUAAUGAGAUAAAUAUUAUCAGCAGUUGUUUAUUGCCAUUAAAGAAGUAUUGUACAUAGAGAUCUAAAACCAGAAAAUGUUUUGUUUGUUAAUGAUUCUUAAUUAUCCCCUUUAAAGAUUAUUGAUUUUGGUACAUCUAGAAAAUAUGAUCAAAAUUAAAAAAUGACUAAAAAAUUAGGAACUGUAUUCCUAUAUAAUCAAUUAGGCUUAUUACAUCGCUCCUGAAGUAUUAAAGUAAGAAUACAAUGAAAAAUGCGAUGUUUGGUCUUGUGGAAUUAUUCUAUACAUUCUUUUAUGUGGAUAUCCUCCAUUUACAGGUAAAAAUGAAGAAGAAAUUAUGCAAAAAGUAUGUGAAGGAGAAUUAAUUUUUGAGUGUAAGAUUUGAUCUUCGAAAUUAGAUUAGAAGAAGAUUGGGAAAUGAUAUCCACAGAUGUUAAAGAUCUUAUAACAAAUAUGUUACAAGUAGACCCUAACAAGAGAUAUUCGGCAUUGUAAGCAUUAUCAGAUCCAUGGAUCAAAAAGAACUAAUCUAGUACUAAAGUUAAUAAAUCAGCCUUAUAAAAUUUGUAAAAAUUUUAAGUAUUUUCUAAAUCUUAUUAAGGCUUAAUCAGUAUUUACUUAAGCUGUUCUUGCUUUUAUAGCUUGCUAAAUGACUUCAUAAUAGGAAUAGGAUGAAUUAGCCAAAUCUUUUUAAUUUUUAGAUAAAAAUGGUGAUGGAAUUUUAUCAAGAGAGGAAUUGAUUGAAGGUUACAUUUCUGUUUGUAAAAAUAAACAAUAAGCUAUGUAAGAAGUUGAUAAAAUUUUAUCAAUUGUAGAUAUAAAUUAGAGUGGUUAAGUAGAUUUUUCUGGUAAUAUAAAUGAUUUUAUUUUCUUAGAAUUUUUAAUGGCAGCUAUGAAUUAGGAAAAAUUGGUUUCUUUAGAAAAAGUAAAAGCUGCUUUCAAAAUUUUUGAUGCUAAUGAAGAUGGAAAAAUAUCAAAAAAUGAACUUGAAAUGAUGAUUGGAACAAUUGAAGAUGAUAUUUGGUAAUAAAUUCUUUUGGAAUGUGGAGCAUAAGGAGAAAUUACGGAAAAGCAGUUUAUAAAUAUUCUUCAACAUUAAAAACACUGA